AGAAGAGGGAGGAAUAUUGAACACAAAAACAAUCAACGCUGCGCGAUUCGGACGCAUACUCGGAGUUUUUCAGCGUGGGUGUUUUUCCUCGGUCGGCGUUUUUCGGCGGCUUCUUAGUGAAAAAAAAAACAAUUGUGCACGAAGGCAAAAAAGUUAACAGAAAGCUGAAUUAAAAAGAAUAUAAAUUUAAAACGACGCACCGUGAAUUAAAAACAACAACUAAAGCCGCAGCUGUAAAUUUCGCGCUUUUAAUAGCCAUAAAACGUACGAAGCAAAAGUUAAGAAGUUUUGAUUUAUUCUAAUUAAAACUGAGGUUGCGCGAUAACCAACGUUGACCGAAUCAAAGCUUCGGCUCACAGGUGACUGACGACGACGACGUGGACGACAACGAGGAUUGCCCAGCAAUGUGCAGACGGUCGCUGGCUGGAAUUGCUGGCAGGACACAGACCGCAAGGAUCAAUCCAAUCAAGGAGCAGCAGUUGCAGCUGUGAAUGCAACAUUGGCCACUUUUUAUACUUACCCACACGAAAUGCGUUUUUGCAGCUCGGCCAACGGAGAGAUAGCAGUUGAUAGAUGAACUAGUGCAAAUGCCCUCCAACUGCAGCUUUUGAUGCAAACUUAAGGCAGGGGCCCACAAAUAGAACAAAGCAUAAGCCAACUCGACUGAUAGUUUAAACUGAAACGAUACAACACCCACACACAUACACACACUCUUGGCUACAGCAACUUUUUAAUUAUUGUUAAGAACACACUUUUGCAAAACAACAACAACAACAACUCGUCAUAUGCCAAAUAUGUGUUGCCCCAACUGAAGCUGAAAAAGAAGGAAACUAAAUACCCAUAGGAAGCUCAACACAAAACGAAACCCAAGCGAAACCCAGAAGGCUCAAGCGCGCGCUCAUCACCAGGAGGUCAUCGCAUAAGCCAUGGGCAACAAAUGCUGCAGCAAGCGACAGGAUCAGGAAUUGGCACUGGCCUAUCCCACGGGAGGCUACAAAAAAUCCGACUACACCUUUGGCCAGACGCACAUCAACAGCAGCGGCGCCGGCGGCAACAUGGGCGGCGUUCUUGGCCAGAAGCACAACAAUGGCGGGUCGCUGGACUCGCGCUAUACGCCCGAUCCUAAUCAUCGGGGUCCGCUGAAGAUUGGCGGAAAGGGCGGCGUGGAUAUCAUCAGGCCACGCACCACACCAACUGGCGUUCCCGGAGUGAUGCCCAAGCGCGUCGUGGUGGCCCUCUACGACUACAAGUCCCGCGAUGAGUCCGAUCUGAGCUUCAUGAAGGGCGACCGCAUGGAGGUCAUCGACGACACCGAGUCCGAUUGGUGGCGCGUCGUGAAUCUGAGCACCCGCCAGGAGGGCCUCAUCCCGCUCAACUUUGUGGCCGAGGAGCGCAGCGUCAACAGUGAGGACUGGUUCUUUGAGAACGUGCUGCGCAAGGAGGCGGAUAAACUUCUGCUGGCCGAGGAAAAUCCACGUGGCACCUUCCUCGUUCGACCCUCGGAGCACAAUCCCGAUGGCUACUCGCUGUCGGUGAAGGAUUGGGAAGAUGGACGUGGAUAUCACGUGAAGCACUAUCGCAUUAAGCCGCUGGAUAAUGGUGGCUACUACAUAGCCACCAAUCAGACUUUCCCCUCGCUCCAGGCCCUGGUCAUGGCAUAUAGCAAAAACGCUCUUGGCCUGUGCCACAUACUAUCGCGUCCCUGCCCCAAACCCCAGCCCCAGAUGUGGGACCUGGGCCCGGAGCUGCGCGACAAGUAUGAGAUACCGCGCUCCGAAAUUCAGCUGCUGCGCAAACUGGGACGCGGCAACUUUGGCGAGGUCUUCUACGGCAAGUGGCGCAACAGCAUCGAUGUGGCGGUGAAGACCCUACGCGAGGGCACCAUGUCGACGGCUGCGUUCCUUCAGGAGGCGGCCAUCAUGAAGAAGUUCCGCCACAAUCGCCUGGUUGCCCUCUAUGCGGUUUGCUCGCAGGAGGAGCCCAUCUACAUUGUGCAGGAGUACAUGUCGAAGGGCAGUCUGCUGGACUUUUUACGCGAGGGCGACGGACGGUACUUGCACUUUGAGGAUCUCAUCUAUAUCGCCACCCAGGUGGCCAGCGGCAUGGAGUAUCUAGAGUCCAAGCUGCUCAUCCAUCGCGAUCUGGCGGCACGCAACGUACUGAUUGCCGACAACAAUGUGGCUAAGAUUUGUGAUUUUGGACUGGCGCGCGUUAUUGCCGACGACGAGUACUGUCCCAAGCAGGGCUCACGGUUUCCGGUCAAGUGGACGGCGCCCGAGGCGAUCAUCUACGGCAAGUUCUCGAUCAAGUCGGACGUCUGGUCGUAUGGCAUCCUGCUGAUGGAGCUGUUUACGUACGGACAAGUGCCCUAUCCGGGCAUGCACAGUCGGGAGGUGAUCGAGAAUAUCGAACGGGGUUUCCGCAUGCCGAAACCGACGAAUCACUACUUCCCGGACAACAUCUACCAGCUGCUGCUCCAGUGCUGGGAUGCCGUGCCCGACAAGAGGCCGACGUUCGAGUUCUUGAACCACUACUUCGAGUCGUUCUCGGUCACGUCCGAGGUGCCGUACCGAGAGGUGCAAGACUAAGCAGCCGAGUCCAGAGCCUAAUCACACACAUCACCUACACACUCACACGCAUACACACACGUACGACAUAUAUAUAUAGUAUAUAAAGUUAUACAUAUAUAUUAUACAUUUAUAUGCAUAUUUACUAUAAUUCUUAAGACUUUUUAAUGGCAUACCAACCACACACACACACACACCCAUGAACUCUAUAUGUAUGGUAUAUAUGUAUGUGUUUAAGCGUAUCUUAACAGUUCUCUGAAUCAAGCAACAAAAACCAGAAAAAAAGAAAGAAAACGAAACACGAAAAUCGGAAAGAACUAAAUUUUAUAUUUUACACGCAAAACUAUUUUAUAAUUUAUAUAUAUAUAUAUACCUAACUGUAUGUACUAUGAAAAUAGAAA
Drosophila kikkawai is the source of this 2968-nucleotide messenger RNA. Its product is annotated as Tyrosine-protein kinase Src64B. Gene Ontology annotation, biological process: innate immune response; cell differentiation; protein phosphorylation. NCBI's taxonomy places the organism in Eukaryota, Metazoa, Arthropoda, Insecta, Diptera, Drosophilidae. The record is from RefSeq and is a predicted model, not a curated record. Gene Ontology annotation, molecular function: non-membrane spanning protein tyrosine kinase activity; ATP binding; signaling receptor binding. Gene Ontology annotation, cellular component: extrinsic component of cytoplasmic side of plasma membrane.